This is a messenger RNA of Manis javanica (Malayan pangolin), 1278 nucleotides long. RefSeq names its product eukaryotic elongation factor 2 lysine methyltransferase (gene EEF2KMT). Lineage: Eukaryota; Metazoa; Chordata; Mammalia; Pholidota; Manidae. Gene Ontology annotation, cellular component: protein-containing complex. The record is from RefSeq and is a predicted model, not a curated record.
GCCCCGCCCCGCCAUGGCGCCCGAGGAGACCGCAGAGGCUGCGAGCCUGCUGCGGAAUUUCGAGCGCCGCUUCCUGGCUGCUCGCUCGCUGCGCUCCUUCCCCUGGCAGAUCCUGGAAGAGAAAUUAAGGGACUCAUCAGGUUCUGAGCUACUGCUGAAUAUUUUGCAGAAGACUGUGAAGCAUCCUCUGUGCGUGAAUCGCCCACCAUCAGUGAAGUAUGCCCAGGGCUUUCUCUCAGAGCUCAUCAAAAAGCACGAGGCUGUCCAUGAGGAGCCCUUGGACCAGCUGUAUGAGGCGUUGGCGGAGGUCCUGACAGCCAAGGAGCACCCCCAGUGCUACCGGAGCUAUCUACUGGUAGGGGACACGUGCCCCCCACCCCCACAGGCCAGAUGCCUGCCUCCACACCAGGACUCAGGCUCCAGGCAGCCUCAUCCUUCUGGAGACUCGGUCACGCUCUCUGAGAGCACGGCCAUCAUUUCCCAUGGCACCACUGGCCUGGUCACAUGGAACGCCGCACUCUAUCUUGCAGAAUGGGCAAUAGAGAACCCGCUGGCCUUCACUCACAGGACUGUCUUAGAGCUUGGCAGUGGAGCCGGCCUCACGGGCCUGGUCAUUUGCAAAAUGUGCUGUCCCAGAGCAUACGUCUUCAGUGACUGUCACAGCCGUGUCCUUGAGCAGCUCCGAGGGAAUAUCCUUCUCAAUGGUCUCUCGUUGGAGCCAGGUGCCACUGCCGCUGCGCAGCACCCAGGACACAACACCAGAGACUCAGAGAGUCCCAGGCUGAUGGUGGCCCAGCUGGACUGGGACAUCGUGACAGCCCCUCAGCUCGCUGCCUUCCAGCCAGACAUUGUCAUCGCAGCAGAUGUGCUGUAUUGUCCGGAGACGAUCCUGUCCCUGGUCGGGGUCCUGCACAGGCUCUCAGCUUGCCAGAAGGACCAGCGGGCACCUGACGCCUACAUUGCCUUCACUGUCCGCAACCCGGAGACGUGCCAGCUGUUCACCACAGAGCUGGGCCGGGCCGGGAUCCCAUGGGAAAAAGUGCCGCAGCAUGACCAGAAACUGUUCUCCUGUGAGGAGCGCUCGGAAAUGGCCAUUCUGAAACUGAUGCUGUAAGUCUACAUUUUUGAAGAUUAAAGGGAAAAUUAAAUCACUAUCCUGGAAAGAAUUUUUAUGUGAGAAAGCCGAUAAAACCUUCACUGGACUUGAAUGACUUAAUUUAUUAAUUCAGAAUCAGGAACCACAAACUGUGUUCUAAUAAAAUAUAAGCUGUUCAAGUA